AGAAAUGCCGUGAACGUGGUUACACGUAUCUUCUCUCGUAGAGCGAUUACACGUAUCUUUUCGCAUAAUUUACAUUAUCACAGCAAACUCUGCGUGUAUACUUGUGACUCGUCAUUUUCAGAAACCCAGCAAUUCUCUUCAGUUUCGUAUAAAGUUUUUUCGUAUCAGAACUGCGGAAAAUAAGCCUAAAAUGGGAGAAGCCAAAUGUGAAAUUGAAGUGAUUCAUUCAUGGUCUGCACCCAGGUCUCUCAGUACCAGCCUUAUGUAUUCCUUUGCCCAGAGGGAUGAUAUUGAAGUUCUUGACGAACCUCUGUAUGCGCAUUUUCUCAAAGUAACUGGAGCAAAGAGGCCCUACAGGGAUGAAGUUCUUUCGGCUAUGGAGUCUGAUGGAAAUAAGGUGGUCAAGGAUAUAAUAUUUGGUCCAGGAGAAAAGAAAUAUCGGUACUGUAAGCACAUAGCUAAGCACAACUUGCCUGGUUUGACAGAUGAUUUAAUGAAGAGAGGAAAACACUUUAUUCUCAUCAGGAGUCCCCUUGAAAUACUGCCAUCCUUUGAUGAGGUUGUGCCCUCAUCCUUUUCUGAGUUAGGGCUGGCAGACCUUGUCUCUAUAUACUCUGAGCUAUGCAGACUAGGAAAGCGCCCACCGAUCAUUGAUACAACAGAUCUUCGAACUGAUCCUGAGGCUACCUUACAUGGCCUUUGUGAAGAUCUUGGCAUACCUUUUCAAGAUUCAAUGCUCAAAUGGGAAGUAGGGCCAAAAGCAUAUGAUGGCAUUUGGGCUCCAUGGUGGUAUAAAAGCGUGCAUAAGUCAACAUGUUUCCUUCCACCUAGAAAGUACCCUUCGCCUUUUCCAUCACCUUUGUAUGACUUGCUGGAGCAAAGCCUGCCUUUUUAUAAAAUGCUUCGGCAUCAUUCAAGAAGGACUUCACCUCAUCCUAAGCUUCCUGUUCCAGCUAAUGAAAAGCUUCUUGUAUGGGUUGGAGAUGAGAUUUUGCCCCGUGAGAGUGCAAAGGUUUCUGUGUUUGAUUCAGUUGUCCAAGGCGGUGAUGCAGUUUGGGAAGGGCUUCGAGUCUAUAAUAAAAAGAUAUUAAAGCUUGAAGAUCAUUUAGAUCGGUUGUUUGACUCAGCAAAAGCCCUAGCUUUCACUAGUGUACCAACUCGUGAAGAGAUCAAGGAUGCCAUUUUCAAGACUCUUAUAAGUAAUGGAAUGCUUGAUGGUGCACAUAUACGACUAACUCUGACGCGGGGCAAGAAGGUGACUUCUGGAAUGAAUCCUGAUUUAAACCUUUAUGGAUGCACUUUAAUUGUGCUUCCUGAAUGGAAACCACCUGUCUAUGACAAUGCAAAAGGGAUCACAUUGAUCACAGCAACCACUAGGCGCAAUUCUCCAAAUAAUUUGGAUUCCAAGAUUCACCAUAACAAUCUUCUCAACAACAUUCUUGCAAAGAUAGAAGGGAAUAAUGCAAAAGCUGAUGAUGCUAUUAUGCUCGACAAAGAUGGAUAUGUGUCAGAAACAAAUGCUACAAACAUUUUCUUGGUGAAGAAAGACUGUGUGGUGACGCCUCAUGCUGACUCCUGCCUUCCUGGUGUAACAAGAGCAACAGUGAUAGGGCUUGUGCUAAAGGAAAACUUGGUUUUCAAGGAGCGACGCAUUACUUUAUCUGAGUUUCACACUGCAGAUGAGGUUUGGACCACUGGAACUAUGGGAGAACUUACCCCGGUCACCAAGAUUGAUGGGCGAGUAGUUGGUGAUGGUCAAGUGGGCCCUGUAACUCUGAGGUUACAAAAUGCUUACAAAAAGCUCACAGAAGAGGCAGGAGUUCCUAUACCAAUGGAUCAGAGGACUUGAAAUUGCAUUUCUAAGGCUGCAGGUUUGUUAAGAUGGUAGGCUUCGUAUUGAAGUUGAUAUUUGGAGGAUUGGGAUGAAGUAGACUCAAGGGUGUUAUGAACUACACUGAAUAAAUAAGUAUAACACGUGUAUGAAAUAGUGAGCUUAAUUGUUCCCUGUUUGGCAUUGGAGUUCGUAAAAUGUUGGAAUAGCAUUCCAUUCUAAAGGCACUUCUAUGGUGCUCGGAUAUUGUGUGUUGCUUUGUAUUUGGUGUGUUGUACUUCUCAUUGCUAGAUGUGUUAUCUUUAUUAUUACUCCGUAUUUGAGAAAAUUGCACUUUUUGUCCGUAAUUAUAAGAUAAUUGUAGAAUUCGUUCC
This is a messenger RNA of Ipomoea triloba (trilobed morning glory), 2205 nucleotides long. RefSeq names its product branched-chain-amino-acid aminotransferase-like protein 1. Gene Ontology annotation, biological process: carboxylic acid metabolic process. The record is from RefSeq and is a predicted model, not a curated record. NCBI's taxonomy places the organism in Eukaryota, Viridiplantae, Streptophyta, Magnoliopsida, Solanales, Convolvulaceae. Bases 191 to 1849 code for a protein of 552 amino acids. Gene Ontology annotation, molecular function: catalytic activity. The transcript is spliced from 20 exons.